Molecule: messenger RNA, 729 nt
Organism: Cylicocyclus nassatus
Lineage: Eukaryota; Metazoa; Nematoda; Chromadorea; Rhabditida; Strongylidae
Source: the annotation of a GenBank genome assembly
AUGAUACGUUUGAGAGCUGAAGAGGAUUUAUUGAUAAUUGAUGUUUACAAAGCGCAAUUUUCACUGGAUAAACCAAGACGAUUCGCAAUUUUUAAUUCGGAACUGAACGAGUUGCAGCGAUUCAAAGAUCUCACUGUUAAAGCACUAAUAUUGGAAUGUGCUAUAGAUGGAGACAUUUCUGCGCUGUUUCGUGCUUCUUCGCUUCUACCUCUGGAUGCAGAAUGUUCACUUACACUCAAAUCUUUGUGCUUCUCCGAUCCCAUCAUUACGCAGUUGCUGAGGUUACUCGCUCAGAUCCGAUCAAUACCUCUGCUAAAGCUAAAGGAGUGCGUCUUUCCCCCGGAUUCUGUAGCCCGUUUUUUCCUCUCCUCGCAAGUUGCCUCACGGUCGUUUCGUAUAGUGGAGGACCAGUGCUUUAUCAAAGGUAACGAAGACAUCCCAAAUGGCAUAGGUGAUGAGCUUCUAUGCAAGUUUCUAACCUCCGAUUGUGAUUAUAUGAGUCUCUCCUCAGUUGCUGAAGUGUCAUUUCGAGGCUUGAUCAACUUCAUUUUGGCUUGGCGCCGUUGUCCGCGGCAGUUUUCGCAAGCGUCAUUUGUGCGUUCCGAACGGUUUGACGUCGAUUCAAACUACGAAUAUGUUCCAGCAACUAUACAUCCUUUCUACAAAUCGGACCUAAUACUAAGAGCACAAAUGGAAAAUGUGAGUACUGUGGCCCUAGUCGGCAUUUGA